Messenger RNA from Lodderomyces parapsilosis, 1266 nucleotides. It is a transcript of the gene TPK2, whose product is annotated as cAMP-dependent protein kinase catalytic subunit. Lineage: Eukaryota; Fungi; Ascomycota; Pichiomycetes; Serinales; Debaryomycetaceae. Gene Ontology annotation, cellular component: cAMP-dependent protein kinase complex; nucleus. Gene Ontology annotation, molecular function: ATP binding; cAMP-dependent protein kinase activity. The transcript has a single exon. The coding region runs from base 1 to 1266 and encodes 421 amino acids. The record is from RefSeq and is a predicted model, not a curated record. Gene Ontology annotation, biological process: peptidyl-serine phosphorylation.
AUGGAGUCAAUUCAUCAACUGCAUCCUGGUGAGCAGAUUAACCACCCUGGUCCUGCUCAAGCAGCAAUGAGUAAUACAAAUGUGAGUUCAACUACAACUGCCAAUGUAACGCAAGCAGAGCAGUUACAACUGCCACAGCAACAACAGCAGCUGCAGCAGCAACAGUUUCAACAGCAGGAACAAAAUGCGCAACAACAAGAGGUGAAACUUCAACAACAGCAACAACAGCAUCAACAAAAUGUGCCUAAAUCUGCUGCAGACGAGGCAAUUCAAAGAUCUUUGCUACCACAAAGAUCAACCGUGAGUAAAGGAAAGUAUUCUUUAAAUGAUUUCUCGAUAAUGAGAACAUUGGGAACAGGUUCAUUUGGUAGAGUUCAUUUAGUUAGAUCAGUUCACAAUGGAAGAUACUAUGCAAUCAAAGUAUUGAAAAAGCAACAGGUUGUGAAGAUGAAACAAGUUGAGCAUACCAAUGAUGAACGUAAAAUGUUGAAAUUGAUUGAACAUCCCUUUUUGAUAAGAAUGUGGGGUACAUUUCAAGACUCAAGAAACUUGUUUAUGGUGAUGGAUUACAUUGAAGGUGGUGAAUUGUUUUCAUUAUUGAGAAAGUCACAACAGUUCCCCAACCCUGUGGCCAAAUUCUAUGCCGCUGAAGUGACAUUGGCUUUAGAGUACUUACAUAGCCACGAUAUCAUUUAUCGGGACUUGAAACCGGAAAAUAUCUUGUUAGAUAGAAAUGGACAUAUAAAAAUUACCGAUUUUGGGUUUGCCAAGGAGGUCAGCACCGUUACAUGGACAUUGUGUGGAACACCCGAUUAUAUUGCUCCUGAAGUCAUCACCACGAAACCAUACAACAAAUCCGUUGAUUGGUGGAGUCUUGGUGUUUUGAUUUUUGAAAUGUUGGCUGGGUACACGCCAUUUUAUGAUUCAACACCAAUGAAGACGUACGAGAAGAUUUUGGCGGGAAAGAUUCAUUAUCCAAGUUUUUUCCAACCUGAUGAAAUUGAUCUUUUAUCUAAAUUGAUAACGGCUGAUUUGACUAGAAGAUUGGGGAACUUGAUAAAUGGACCUGCUGAUAUUAGGAAUCAUCCUUGGUUCAAAGAAGUGGUUUGGGAAAAGUUGUUGGCUAAAGAUAUUGAAACUCCAUAUGAGCCACCAAUCACUGCCGGGGUAGGGGAUUCAUCAUUAUUUGACCAUUAUCCUGAAGAACAACUUGAUUACGGAGUACAAGGAGAGGAUCCAUAUGGUCAAUACUUUCUCGAUUUCUAG